Molecule: messenger RNA, 714 nt
Organism: Dromaius novaehollandiae (emu)
Lineage: Eukaryota; Metazoa; Chordata; Aves; Casuariiformes; Dromaiidae
Product: olfactory receptor 14C36-like
Exons: 2
Biological process (GO): G protein-coupled receptor signaling pathway
Cellular component (GO): membrane
Molecular function (GO): odorant binding; olfactory receptor activity
Source: RefSeq, a predicted model, not a curated record
GACCUUGGCUCCAUCUCUGUCACUGUCCCCAAAUCCAUGGCCAAUUCCCUCUGGAACACCAGGGCCAUUUCCUACGCAGGAUGUGCUGCCCAAGUCUUUUGGUUUCUCUUCUUACUUUCAGCAGAAUAUUUGCUUCUUACCAUCAUGGCGUAUGACUGCUACAUUGCCAUCUGCAGACCCCUGCACUAUGGGACCCUCCUGGGCAGCAGAGCUUGUGUCAAAAUGGCAGCAGCUGUCUGGGUCAGUGGUUUUCUCUAUUCUGCCCUGCACACUGGGAACACAUUUUCAAUACCACUCUGCCAAGGCAAUGCCCUGGAGCAGUUCUUCUGUGAAGUUCCCCAGAUCCUCAAGCUCUCCUGUUCAGAUGCCUACCUCAGGGAAGCUGGCCUUCUUGUGGCUAGUGUUUGUUUAGUCUUCGGGUGUUUUGUUUUCAUUGUGGUGUCCUAUGUGCAGAUCUUCACAGUCGUGCUGAGGAUCCCUUCUGAGCAGGGCCAGCACAAAGCCUUUUCCAUGUGCCUCCCGCACCUGGCCGUGGUCUCUCUGUUUGUCAGCACUGACAUGUUUGUCUACCUGAAGCCCCCCUCCAUCUCCUCCCCAGCUGUGGAUCUGAUGGUGGCUGUUCUGUACUCGGUGGUGCCUCCAGUCCUCCCGGGGCUUGCUCGAGCUGACGACCACCUGCUCACAGGAAUGAUGUGGCUCUCCAUCCUCCGGUAG